Messenger RNA from Fusarium subglutinans, 1224 nucleotides. RefSeq names its product abc1 containing protein. The transcript is spliced from 2 exons. Bases 1 to 1224 code for a protein of 407 amino acids. The record is from RefSeq and is a predicted model, not a curated record. Lineage: Eukaryota; Fungi; Ascomycota; Sordariomycetes; Hypocreales; Nectriaceae.
AUGGUUGAAAAGCGACCACCAAGUCCUGGCUUCAUCUCUAAUCCAUUCAUAAAAAAAAGAAAUCUCGAAUGGACUCUUGACUCACCAUCACCCUCACGACCGCCAACAACUGCUGACAUAGAGUCUGGAUCAGCCACUGUAGAGGACCAUCUCUCACAUUUCAAAGCACAUCUCUCGAAACACAUAUCAAGCCCAUCGCCACUAUCAAUAUCAUCAUAUAGCUCACUAUACACCGAAAACUUUGGAAGCUCUACAGGUGCUCAUUUCGUCAUUCAUCAACAUGACCACCCAAUUGCUGGCACGCACUAUGACCUCCGUCUUCAGAUCAAUGAGACCAGUAGCGCCAGCUGGGCGAUCAUGUAUGGACUCCCGGGCGACCCUCAGAGUAUACGGUUGAAUCGAAACGCGACAGAGACGCGAAUUCACUGCCUUUGGAACCAUCUCAUAGAGACUGCCUCAGCCUCAACCGGAUCGCUUCUCAUCUGGGACACGGGAACAUAUAGCAUCCUCCCCCGUCAGAGCAAGCAUGCCCCAACGGCUGAUCCGUCCUCUCCAACGUCCUCACCAGGUCCAUCGUCUGCGCCAACACAGCAAGCCCUUCUACACGCCGCUUUCCAGAACCGCAAGAUCCGUAUUCGACUGCACGGAUCGCGCUUACCAGAUCCAUACGUCCUAAACCUUCGUUUGACCAGGUCAGAAGAUGUGGCCGGUAGAGUAAGGAGCGGAAAAACACCUCGGAAACGGCGUCGUCGUCAUGCCCAGGCAGAGACGCAACCUGAGACGAGUGAUGAGGACAGUGAGGGCGAUGCAAGUGAGGAUGUCCCUUCCAACGCUGAUGCAGGAACCAACGCCGACGACCUUUCCGCCAUGGAACGCGAGAUACGUGAGCUUGAAGAUGAAGAGGUCCGCAGAACAAGUGCAUAUCCAGGGGCUUCCAACACUAUCGGCAGUGUACAUCAACGGCGAUGGUAUCUUUCACUUGAUCGCCCGGCUUGUGGGUUUGUGGAAGAAAGAAUCAAGAACCGUUCGGUUUGGAAACUCGAAGACGGUACGGAGACUAAGAACAAACAGAGCAAUGAUGGACGCUUGUCAUACCCAUUCUACGUCCGGGGGCCAGAUCAUGAGCGUAGUGUAUUAACAGGACGGCUGGGAGCUGAUAUUCUCCAAGACGAGUGCGUGGAUAAAUUUGUUCAGCGUCAAGGUUGGAAGCCAGUGCUGAAAUGA